AUGGGGCAAGCCGACCCUGCGGUGCAGACAGAUGGCAGCCCUCUCUGCUGCCAUUUCCACUUCAGCCCCAAGGUGAUGUUCACAAAGGUACUGAAGGCCCAGCUGUGGGUUUAUCUCCGGCCUGUGCCCCGUCCAGCCACAGUCUACCUGCAGAUCUUGCGACUGAAACCCCUAACUGGGGAAGGGACCGCAGGGGGAGGGGGCGGAGGCCGGCGUCACAUCCGUAUCCGCUCGCUCAAAAUUGACCUGCACUCACGCUCCGGCCACUGGCAAAGCAUCGACUUCAAGCAAGUACUACAUAGCUGGUUCCGCCAGCCACAGAGCAACUGGGGCAUCGAGAUCAACGCCUUUGAUCCCAGUGGCACAGACCUGGCUGUCACCUCCCUGGGGCCGGGAGCCGAGGGGCUGCAUCCUUUCAUGGAGCUUCGAGUCCUAGAGAACACAAAACGGUCCCGGCGGAACCUGGGCCUGGACUGCGAUGAGCACUCCAGUGAGUCCCGCUGCUGCCGAUACCCCCUCACUGUGGACUUUGAGGCUUUUGGCUGGGACUGGAUCAUCGCACCUAAACGCUACAAGGCCAACUACUGCUCCGGCCAGUGCGAGUACAUGUUCAUGCAAAAGUAUCCGCACACCCACUUGGUGCAACAGGCUAACCCAAGAGGCUCUGCUGGGCCCUGCUGUACCCCCACCAAGAUGUCCCCGAUCAACAUGCUCUACUUCAAUGACAAGCAGCAGAUUAUCUACGGCAAGAUCCCUGGCAUGGUGGUGGACCGCUGUGGCUGCUCCUAAGGUGGGGGACAGAGGAUGCCUCCCCAGCAGACCCUACCCCUAGACCCCCCAGCCCUGACCCCCUCCCCCCAGGCCCUAGAGCUCCCUCCACCUCUUCCGAUGAACAUCACACCUUGUUCCCUGCCCAAGCAGUGUGCAAUACAACCGAGGGAGGCAGGUGGGGAAUUCAGGGGUGAGGAGUUUGGGGGAAAGGGGGAAGAAGAGGGGGCAUGGUCAGGUGGGGAGUUUUUGAGGUUUGAGGUGAGAAGGUUUGGCAAGAAGACAGAGAGACGUAGAGACAGAGGUAGUGCAGAGGAAUAGAGACAGAGGAACAAAAAGAGCAGCAGUGAGAAGAAGACAAAGGGAUAGAUGCAGAAGAGACAGAGACUAGGCAGAGAUAAACCCUGAGAAAGAGACAGAAAUGCAGUAUUGAGAAAGCCCCACACCAAGCCUCCUUUCUUCCACUGGCAAGGUGAGGGGCUUGGUAUGGUCUGGGGAGAUCCCCUGACUACCAUUCUCAGUAAGAGAGGAAAUCAAAACCCAUUCUUAGCUUCUUCCCUUUCUCCCUCCAGCAGUGGGUGGGGGAAGGGAAGUGAGGGCAGGGGCAAAAGUGAGGAUUUGGGAAUUUUAUUUAUUUAUUUAUUAUGACUUUUCAUUUUUUGGUAUUUGGCUUUACUGAAAUAGAUGGGCCCCUGCCCACUGUGCCCUAUUUGUCCCUUAUCUCCCAAACCCUGUUCUUCCUCAAUACUCACCUACUUAAGCACUUGUUAAAAGCUUCCAGGGUUGAGAAUGGGAGUAGAGGGCAAGAGGGCUGACACAUGGAAGUUUCCAACCCAAAAUCACCCUACUUAACCUUCCUGAGCCAAACGGGUUGAACUGAAUUCCAGCAGUCACAGAAACAGUAAGAGGUUAGG
This is a messenger RNA of Lagenorhynchus albirostris (white-beaked dolphin), 1682 nucleotides long. RefSeq names its product growth differentiation factor 11 (gene GDF11). The coding region runs from base 1 to 789 and encodes 262 amino acids. The record is from RefSeq and is a predicted model, not a curated record. NCBI's taxonomy places the organism in Eukaryota, Metazoa, Chordata, Mammalia, Artiodactyla, Delphinidae. Gene Ontology annotation, biological process: SMAD protein signal transduction. The transcript has 3 exons. Gene Ontology annotation, molecular function: cytokine activity; growth factor activity. Gene Ontology annotation, cellular component: extracellular region.